AUGGCUGCCCAAGGCGCUGCAACCGGAGGAACUGCGCACAGCGAUGCGGCCAGUCCUGCGAGUGAUCUCAGCACCGAUGCAUUUUGCGGAGGGAUCAAAGCUGAUCUCCUUGGCGCUCUGUCGGAGAUCCAGGCUUCUGGCUCCUUUGCGUCAUUCCGUCCACUGGUGAGACCGCCGGAUUGCGGCUUGAUUGUUGACGGCGUUGGGCCUGUGAGUAUAACCAAUGACCUGCACGAGUCUCAGGCCAAGCAGAUGAUCGCGAUGGCUGCACAGGCCCCCUAUGGAAAGGGCAGCGAGACAAUCGUGGAUACCACAGUCAGAAACACCUGGGAGUUGGAUCCCCAGCAAUUCAGGUUCUUGGAUAACAGGUGGCAUAAUUAUGUUCAGACAUUAUGCGCCCAAGCUGCUUUAGACUUGGGCAUCAACACGACCAUCAGAUGCGAGAUCUACAAGAUGCUCAUCUACGAACAGGGAGCAAUGUUCAAGCCGCACACAGACACCGAAAAGAUCCCCGGCAUGUUCGGAACGCUUGUCAUAAGCUUACCAUCCCCCCACACCGGCGGUGACGUGGUUGUGAAGCAUUGCGGCGAGAAAAAGGUGUUCAAGACAUCGCAAGCCGAGCAUUCAUUCAUCUGUUGGUAUUCUGAUGUCACGCACGAGGUUCUCCCCGUCACAUCGGGCUAUCGCUGGGUCCUCACCUACAACCUGGCCAUUGACACUUCCGUCGUGCCACCCUCAGCUGCGCUGCUACGGUCCAACAUCCAUUCGCUCCGCCACACCCUCCGAAGAUGGCUCCAGGACCAGUCUGCAUCCGAGGAACAUCAGGCUCUCUACCACGUUCUUGACCACGAGUACACUCAGGCAAAUAUCCGCCUCUCGAGUUUGAAGGCCCGCGAUCUGGCUCAAGUGCGGGCACUGCAGGAGGCAUCGAACAGUGUCCCCUUUGAAAUCUUCCUCGCGCUUCUAGAGAAGGAGGAGAGUGGUGGCGUUGAGCAAGACUAUUCCUAUGUCCGGGGUUACGGUCGUCGCCGCUACGGUGGCUACUACGAUGAUGACGAAUAUGAGGAAGACGAAGACGAGGGCUAUCAUCGUAUCACAGACGUCUAUGACCAAAGAUAUACCAUCAAGACCCUGGUUGAUUUUGAGGGCCGGGUGGUUACGGAGAACGUGCCAUUUGAGACGGAGGAUCUUCUCCAAGAGGACUGUUUCGACGACAUAGAAGGCGAGGAGGAGUACGAGGGUUUUAUGGGCAACUCGGCCGUCGUUAUUGUUCCUAAAGCUUCUGUCGUCAAUUUCUUGAAUUGUGAUCAACCUUCCCAGCUCACGCACGCCAAUGUCCAGUCCCUGAUUUCAUAUUGGGCGUACAGGAGCGAACACGCUGAAGCGCCCAAUAAUGAGAUUGCCACGGUAGAGAAGCUCUGUGAUAGGGCAUGGAGUCGUUACCUGGAUCCGGACAUGCGAACAUACAGCUUGCCCAUUCCGCCGUUCGAAGGAGAAACAAUGGCCAAUGUCCUGAAAGCCGCUCUGCAUCUUCAGCGGUAUGAUCUUUUUGAGCGAAACGCAUCACGCCAUAUAGGGCUGCUCCCAACUGCUUUCUAUACCUGGGCGGCAAAUUUUGUUUACGCACCCAACAGUGAUGACAAUCAUGUUGCUCAAAAUUUCGAGCUUCUGCAAAAAGGCCUAUCGACGUCGAUCCUCGGCUACGGAUCCUUGCCAACGCAGUCGUUGGCCGUGAACAAUUUCACUUCUGUGGCCCACUCUACAUUUCCCCCUGAAAGUCUCAGGUCCGUGGACGCUUGGGCUUGCCGGACAUUGAAAGCCUGUUUGGAAGAAAGGCUUCGUAAGCCAUUGGCCUCCAAGGAUGGAGAAGCCUUGUGCAGCAUCCUUCUCUAUUUCGAGGACCCCCUCGAGUUCUUCUCAACCUCUGUUGCACCGAUAAUAAAAGACAGGUCUGAUGUGCCAGCAUUCUAUCUGGCUUUUCUUCGCAGCCUAAAGAAGGAGAUAGCUUCUGAACCGAAGCUGUCUGAGAAGGGACCAUCAACGUAUAGAGAUGUGGCUAAACUAUUCCUCUCGUCAGUUGAGUUUCCGGCUCUCAAAGUGCAACCAAGGGAGCCGGACGACACCAGAAGGUUUCGACAGGCCCGUAACGGUGGAGCUGCCGAAUCUGAUGAGCAGACAAUUGUAAAUGGCGGUCAAAUACUCGCAUUCCUCGGCCAUAUUCUCAAAAUCGAUUCUAGCGGCGAUUUGAUGGAAUCUUUUGCGUCUAGGUUCGUUGAGCAAGCCUCGAAACUUCCAGCCACGUCGUUUAGUUUGUGGAUGCCCGUCCUUCACGGUCUCAUCAAAGUGCUCGUUAGACAUGAGAUACCUCUCGAUACCCCCAGAUACCAGCAGCUGUUCACAAAGUUCCAUCACGCGUUUCUAAACAACUUCGUGAAGCGCCAGCCCCCCAAGAACGUCUCUCUCUCUCGGCCCGGUGUACCAUGCACCUGCGCCGACUGCAACCAUCUGAACCACUUCCUCUCCAGCGCUACACAGCGAGUUGGCCGGUUUCCCGUUGCCAAGAAGCGGCGUCAACACUUGCACAACCAAAUCGAUCGUCAUCAUAUCGACUGCACUCAUGAGACGGAGCGUGUUGGCAGCCCCCAGACACUCAUCGUGACGAAGACGAACAAGCAGAAUGAACAGGCGCGACGUAAUUGGAAAGUUCGAUAUGAAUGGGCGCACAAGGUGCUGGGCGACCUUGAUCAGGGCCAGCUUCUUCAGCUCCUGGGAGAGGAGUACACUUCCAUCACGCAGAUGAGGCACCUCAUCGUCGACUGGGAGCCGGAGACCAGUGCACAGGCUUCUUCGACAUCGUUCGCAGGCACGAAGCGAAAGAUUCCCAUCAUAAUUGAUUGA
Clonostachys rhizophaga is the source of this 2898-nucleotide messenger RNA. The record is from the annotation of a GenBank genome assembly. NCBI's taxonomy places the organism in Eukaryota, Fungi, Ascomycota, Sordariomycetes, Hypocreales, Bionectriaceae.